AUGUCGGAAUCAAAAUUCCACCCCGCACUGACUGUUAACAUCAUCAAAGCAAUCAUUCCCAUCACAUUCGAGAUGGAGAAUGACCAAUACUCCACAUGGGCGGAGCUAUUCAAGGUUCAUGCUCGUUCUCAUAAGGUUCUUCAUCACAUUAUUUCUCCAAAGAAGAAGGUUCCCGCACUUUCAACGGAUGAAGAAAAAGAAUUAUGGUCGACGUUGGAUGCGGUCGUACUUGGGUGGAUUUAUUCCACCAUUUCUCAUGACCUUUUGUACACUAUAAUUGAACCUGACUCGACGGCAAUGGAGGCUUGGGAUCGUUUGAAAGACAUAUUCCAGGACAAUCAAAACUCUCGUGUUGUUACCCUUGAAUAUGAGUUUUCCAACACUCAAAUGGAGGACUUCCCUCAAAUGGAGGACUUCCCUAAUGCAUUGGCGUAUUGUCAACGACUUAAGAGCCUCUCUGACCAGCUGAAAAAUGUAGGGGCUCCAGUGGACAACAACCGCCUCGUCCUUCAACUUGUUUCCGGUCUCACGGAGGCAUAG
Molecule: messenger RNA, 540 nt
Organism: Chenopodium quinoa (quinoa)
Lineage: Eukaryota; Viridiplantae; Streptophyta; Magnoliopsida; Caryophyllales; Amaranthaceae
Exons: 1
Coding region: 1-540 (179 amino acids)
Source: RefSeq, a predicted model, not a curated record